Molecule: messenger RNA, 2232 nt
Organism: Ictidomys tridecemlineatus (thirteen-lined ground squirrel)
Lineage: Eukaryota; Metazoa; Chordata; Mammalia; Rodentia; Sciuridae
Gene: Trim11
Product: tripartite motif containing 11
Molecular function (GO): protein binding; zinc ion binding
Source: RefSeq, a predicted model, not a curated record
AAAAAAAAAGUCCGUUUCCUGUUUCCGCCGUGGUUCCGCUUCCUGCCGACGUCCCGGAGCCCCACUGCCCCAGCGGCUUGGCGCUCCGGCCCAGGCCGCCCGACCCGGCGGAGAGCGCGCCAUGGCCGCCCCUGACCUGUCCACUAACCUCCAAGAGGAGGCCACCUGCGCCAUCUGCCUCGACUACUUCACUGACCCGGUGAUGACCGACUGCGGCCACAACUUCUGCCGCGAGUGCAUCCGGCGCUGUUGGGGUCAGCCCGAAGGCCCGUACGCCUGCCCUGAGUGCCGCGAGUUGUCCCCGCAGAGGAACCUACGGCCCAACCGCCCGCUCGCCAAGAUGGCCGAGAUGGCGCGGCGCCUGCAUCCGCCAUCGCCAGUCCCUCACGGCGUGUGCGCCGCGCACCGCGAGCCGCUGGCCGCCUUCUGCAGCGACGAGCUGCGCCUGUUGUGCGCUGCCUGCGAGCGUUCGGGGGAGCAUUGGACGCACCGCGUACGCCCGCUGCAGGACGCGGCCGACGACCUCAAAGGGAAGCUGGAGAAGUCCCUGGAGCACCUGCGGAAGCAAAUGGAAGAUGCCCUACUGUCCCAGGCCCAAGCAGAGGAGACCUGUGCCUUGUGGCAGAAAAUGGUGGAGAGCCAACGGCAGAAUGUGCUGGGUGAAUUUGAGCGCCUGCGCCGCCUGCUGGCCGAGGAGGAGCAGCAGCUGCUGCAGAAGCUGGAGGAGGAGGAGCUGGAGGUGCUGCCCCGGCUGCGUGAGGGCGCUGCAAGGCUGGGCCAGCAGAGUGCUCAGCUGGCCACGCUCAUCACAGAGCUGGAGGGCCGCUGCCAGCUGCCGGCUCUGGGACUUCUUCAGGACAUCAAGGAUGCCCUACGCAGGGUUCAGGAUGUGAAGCUGCAGCCCCCGGAGGUGGUGCCCAUGGAGCUGAGGACCGUGUGCAGGGUCCCGGGGCUGGUAGAGACUCUGCGGAGGUUUCGAGGGGACGUGACCCUGGACCCGGACACCGCUAACCCUGAGCUGGUCCUAUCUGAGGACAGGAGGAGCGUGCAGCGAGGUGACCUGCGGCAGGCCCUGCCCGACAGCCCUGAGCGCUUUGACCCUGGCCCCUGUGUGCUAGGUCAGGAACGCUUCACCUCGGGCCGCCACUACUGGGAGGUGGAGGUGGGGGAUCGUACCAGCUGGGCCCUGGGUGUGUGUAGAGAGAACGUCAACCGCAAGGAGAAGGGGGAGCUGUCCGCUGGCAAUGGUUUCUGGAUCCUGGUCUUCCUGGGGAGCUACUUCACCUCCACGGAGCCGGCCUUCUCUCCGCUCCGGGACCCUCCUCGGCGCGUGGGGAUCUUUCUGGACUAUGAGGCUGGACACCUCUCAUUCUACAGCGUGACUGAUGGGUCCCUGCUGUUCAUCUUCCCAGAAACGACCUUCUCUGGGACACUCAGGCCCCUGUUCUCUCCUCUCUCCAGCAGCCCCACCCCUAUGACCAUCUGCCAGCUGAAAGGCAGGUCAGGGGACACCCUGGUUCCCCAGUGACUAUGUGUCAGGGACCUAGUCAUGGAGUCUGGGUUUCUCGGCCAUGUGGGGACCCUGGAGGAGGGGAGUGUGUCCUGAAUGGUAGGAAGAACAUAGUGCCUUCUGAGUGCUCCAAGCCCUGCUGUGGGGACUGCAUCAGGGUGCAGGUGGGCUCUCCUCCCUGUGGGCCCUCCACAGGCCCCCUGAACCCUCUGUACCAGCGUCUCUGGCCUCGAGUUCCAAGAGCUUGGUGAGCCUGGCUGGAAGUGCACAGUUGGCCCUGUCCUAGCCCUGGAAGCUCCCUGAACCCCAGCUCAGUGAAGAUGCUGGGCAAGGCCAUGGGAAGCCCUCCAGCCCCUCAAGGCUUGGUGCCAUGAAUUGGAGGGCUCUGGAUAGGGAUGAGGGGACAGCAGACAGAGCCUUCAGGGAGGGGGAUGGCCUGGGCAGGAAGUGAGGGGACCUGCCUGGUGACAGGUUGUACAUGCUCUAUAUACAGGAUGCCUGGUAAGUGGUGCUCUGGGUGAUAUUCCCUGGCCUAGUGGCCUCCUGCUGGUGGCUGUGCAGGCAACCCCUGUGCACCUCCCCAGGCCUCCUGGCCCACAACAGGAUAGCAGUGACCCCAGGAGAACCCCAGGAUUGCUUUUGUAUUAGAUUGGGAUUUUAUUCCUGUUUUAUUUAUUGUAAUGACAGUGUUUCCACCCUAAAUAAACUUUGACUACAGUUGC